Messenger RNA from Elgaria multicarinata webbii, 3261 nucleotides. Its product is annotated as transitional endoplasmic reticulum ATPase-like. NCBI's taxonomy places the organism in Eukaryota, Metazoa, Chordata, Lepidosauria, Squamata, Anguidae. Gene Ontology annotation, biological process: mitotic spindle disassembly; retrograde protein transport, ER to cytosol; autophagosome maturation. Gene Ontology annotation, molecular function: ATP hydrolysis activity; ATP binding; polyubiquitin modification-dependent protein binding. The transcript is spliced from 18 exons. The coding region runs from base 103 to 2547 and encodes 814 amino acids. Gene Ontology annotation, cellular component: VCP-NPL4-UFD1 AAA ATPase complex; nucleus; cytosol. The record is from RefSeq and is a predicted model, not a curated record.
AGGGGGAAGGGGCGCAGGAAUCAGCGGCCCUGCUGCAAGGGCGUGAACGGUACCGGGCAGGGGCGGCCCCAGGAAGGAGGGGCCCCGGCCAGAACAGCCAGCAUGCCCGCCACGGGAGGGGACCCCAAGGAAGAGGAUUAUUCCACAGCCAUCCUACGUCAGAAACAUCGUCCCAACCGCCUCAUUGUGGAUGAAGCAGCCAAUGAGGACAACAGCAUUGUGAGCCUGUCUCAGGUCAAAAUGGAGGAACUGCACUUAUUCCGGGGGGACACAGUGCUGCUGAAGGGAAAGAAACGGCGGGAGACUGUGUGCAUCGUCCUGACAGAUGACUCCUGCCAGAAUGAGAAGAUUCGCAUGAACCGCGUCAUCCGCAACAACCUCCGUGUGCGUCUUGGAGAUGUGGUCAGUGUGCAGGCCUGCCCAGACGUGAAGUAUGGAAAGCGGAUCCACGUCCUGCCCAUCGACGACACAAUUGCAGGCUUGACUGGGAACCUCUUCGAAGUUUACCUCAAACCGUACUUUCUGGAGGCCUAUCGACCUGUCCACAAAGGCGACAUUUUCCUUGUGCGUGGUGGGAUGAGAGCUGUGGAGUUUAAGGUGGUCGAGGUGGAUCCCAGUCCCCACUGCAUCGUCGCUCCUGACACCAUUAUCCACUGUGAGGGAGAGCCCAUCAAACGAGAGGACGAAGAGGAGAGCCUCAAUGACGUUGGCUAUGAUGACAUUGGGGGCUGCCGUAAACAGCUGGCUCAGAUCAAGGAGAUGGUAGAGCUGCCACUGAGACACCCAGCGCUCUUCAAAGCUAUUGGUGUGAAGCCUCCACGAGGGAUUCUUCUUUAUGGUCCCCCUGGUACUGGGAAAACACUUGUGGCUCGUGCAGUUGCAAAUGAAACUGGAGCCUUUUUCUUCCUUAUUAACGGCCCAGAGAUCAUGAGCAAACUGGCUGGGGAAUCUGAGAGCAAUUUGCGCAAAGCCUUUGAAGAAGCGGAGAAGAACGCUCCAGCCAUCAUCUUUAUUGACGAGCUGGAUGCCAUUGCUCCGAAGAGGGAGAAGACACACGGAGAAGUGGAACGCCGCAUCGUCUCUCAGCUGCUCACACUCAUGGACGGCCUGAAGCAGCGCUCUCAUGUUGUAGUCAUGGCUGCUACCAAUCGACCCAAUAGUAUCGAUCCUGCUCUGCGCCGGUUCGGGCGCUUUGACCGGGAAAUUGACAUUGGGAUCCCAGAUUCAGUGGGAAGGCUGGAAAUCUUGCAGAUACACACCAAGAACAUGAAACUGGCUGAUGAUGUGGACCUGGAGAGGGUGGCCAAUGAGACACACGGUCAUGUGGGUGCUGAUCUGGCAGCGUUGUGUUCUGAGGCGGCCCUCCAGGCAAUCCGCAAGAAAAUGAGUGUCAUCGACCUGGAGGACGACACAAUUGAUGCCGACAUCCUCAACUCCAUGGCUGUCACCAUGGACGACUUCCAGUGGGCCCUUGGCCAGAGCAACCCCUCAGCCCUGCGUGAGACUGUAGUGGAGGUGCCGCAGGUCAGCUGGGAUGACAUUGGAGGCCUGCAGGAAGUCAAACGUGAGCUACAGGAGCUUGUGCAGUUCCCAGUGGAGUAUCCUGACAAGUUCCUGAAGUUUGGGAUGACGCCAUCCCGAGGUGUGCUGUUCUACGGACCGCCUGGCUGUGGCAAGACCCUACUGGCCAAGGCCAUUGCCAACGAAUGCCAGGCCAACUUUGUCUCCAUCAAAGGCCCUGAGCUACUCACCAUGUGGUUCGGAGAGAGCGAGGCCAACGUCCGUGAUGUUUUUGACAAGGCCCGGCAAGCUGCUCCCUGCAUCCUGUUUUUUGAUGAGCUGGACUCCAUUGCCAAGUCCCGGGGUGGUGGUGCAGGGGAUGGUGGAGGCGCAGCUGACCGUGUCAUCAACCAGAUCCUCACAGAAAUGGACGGCAUGACCAACAAGAAGACUGUUUUCAUCAUAGGUGCCACCAACAGACCAGACAUCAUCGACCCAGCCAUCCUACGUCCGGGGCGCCUGGACCAGCUCAUCUACAUCCCCUUGCCUGAUGAUAAGUCCCGUGUAGCUAUCCUCCAAGCUAACUUGAGAAAGUCGCCUGUCGCCAAGGACGUGGACUUGAACUACCUAGCUAAGAUCACACACGGCUUUUCGGGAGCUGACCUCACUGAAAUCUGCCAGCGGGCCUGCAAGCUUGCCAUCCGCGAGGCCAUUGAGAUGGAGAUCAAAGCAGAACGGGAACGCCAGCGCCAGAAAUAUGCAGCCAUGGAUGAUGAUUAUGACCCAGUGCCGGAGAUCCGACGGGAUCACUUUGAGGAAGCAAUGCGCUUUGCACGCCGUUCAGUCAGCGAUAAUGACAUCCGCAAAUAUGAGAUGUUUGCCCAGACUUUACAGCAAAGCCGUGGCUUUGGCAAUUUCAGGUUUCCAUCUGGAAAGCAGAGCGGCAGUGGAGGAGGAGGAGGAGGCGGCAGCGGCAGUGGCAACGGAAGCAGCAGUGGCCAAGGAAGCCUCUUCCAGGAGGAAGGCGAUGAUGAUCUCUACAACUGAUUGCCUGGGAAACGGCCACAUUUGCUGAGGUUGUUGGCCCUGUAUGCUCAUAGUUAUUGUGCUCUUUAAUGUAAGGAUUGGUGCUUGAGGCCCCUCACCCCUGUAUGCAGAAUCUGAGCUACUCAAGACAACACACCUCAUGCCUAAUUGUGACAGGUGAAGCCAGGUGCCUCCUCCAAUUGUUUUGUCUGGUUUGGCCCCCGACGGAAAUCUCACGGCCUGCAUAGCUGUCAGAUGUUAAAGCAGUACCUAUGGCAGUCAGCAGGUGGAGCCAAAGCCUAAGCAGCUCUCAGAAGAAUUUUUAAGCCGUGCCCCUCUGGAUCAGACCAAAGGCAUCUACUCCAGCAUUCUGCUUGCAACAACCGCCAGCCAGCAGCCUAUCAAAGCUCAGGAGCAGGCUGGAAAGCUGCCCAUAUAUUGCCCCCUCCCUCACCCCCCACCCCGUGUCUCAUCUCAAACCGUUCCAAGCUGGUGCCUGUUCCUUGCAGUGUUUGUAUUCCGAUGGCUUCCAGUUUAUAAUCCAGGUAACUGGAGGAUCUGAAUGCUCCCAUCUCCCCUUCCUGGUUGGGCCCAGCUGUCUCCCAGCAGCCCUGUCUAUCCCAUAACAAAGUCAGCUUUUGAAGCCUGCUUUAUUCACGAGGUCAAAGAUCUCCGGUUUGUAUUAUCAGGUGACACAGACUUCUGGGUAACCAAUAAACUGAAAUUGCAUGGCAA